Oncorhynchus tshawytscha (Chinook salmon) is the source of this 1503-nucleotide messenger RNA. Its product is annotated as zinc finger protein 2. Lineage: Eukaryota; Metazoa; Chordata; Actinopteri; Salmoniformes; Salmonidae. The transcript is spliced from 2 exons. Gene Ontology annotation, biological process: regulation of transcription by RNA polymerase II. Gene Ontology annotation, molecular function: DNA-binding transcription factor activity; RNA polymerase II cis-regulatory region sequence-specific DNA binding. Bases 72 to 1208 code for a protein of 378 amino acids. The record is from RefSeq and is a predicted model, not a curated record.
GAUUUAUUACCUAAAGCAACAGACUGGAGGCGGGGUUUUCUCCAGAAAGGCACACACUAGAGCAAAGAGACAUGUCUCGCCCGUCCCCCUCCACUCUCCUGAAGACCCUGUGUCGUGCCUCUCCUGGUACCCCCUUAAUUUGGGGUCUGAAGAGGGUGUCUGUGCAGCUGAUGGACUGCAGGAAAACACUAGGGCAGAAAACACACAAGAAAACCCACUCCUGUCCUCAGUGUGGGAAGAGUUUUGCCACAAAAGACAUUCUGGAGCGACAUCUGCUAACUCACACUGGAGAGAAACAGAAAAAUAUAUGCGCUGAAUGUGGAAAAGUAUUCAGUACAUUUUCCAGCCUUACCAGGCAUCUGAAAACACAUACUGGAGAGAAAUGUCAUGUUUCUGAAACCACAUGCUCUGAAUGCGGAAAGACAUUCAGUACACAUUCCAGUCUUAGGAGACAUCUGCUAACUCACACGGGAGAGAAACCGUACGUUUGUCCUCGUGGGAAGAAUUUCAAUGAUCCAAGCAACUUAAAGAAACACAUCUUUAGAACUCACUCAGGAGAACAUUUUGAAGAGGAACCUUCCGAAAACAAUGUUGGUUCCUCAGAACAUGAUGGGGCCGUGAAGAAACAAGUCCUUCAUCCAUGUGCUCACUGUGGUAAGAAGUUGUCAACCGAAACAAGACUAACGAUUCACCUGAAGACCCACACUGGAGAGAAACCUCACGUCUGCCCCGACUGCGGGAAGAGCUUUGCUUUCCGUCCCUCCUUGAUGAAACAUCAGAAACUUAGUCAUUCAGAGCACGGAGAAGUGAAACGGCACGAAUGUUCAGUGUGUGGGAAAGUCUUUAAUCAACCAGGAGCCUUGAGGUCCCAUCAAAGAACCCACACUGGAGAGAAACCCCACCUCUGCUCCGACUGUGGGAAGAGUUUCUGUUUUCGUUCGUCUCUGAGAAGACAUCAGGUACUCCACGCAGGAGACAGUGCGAAGCCCCACGUGUGCUCUGUCUGUGGGAAAGGCUUCAGAGAUUCUGGAUACUUAAACAAACAUCAAUCCAUCCAUUCAGGAGAGAAACCUCACCUCUGCUCCAAUUGCGGAAAAACUUUCACGUCCUUCCUUAGCUUAACAAAUCAUUCCAAAUCACAUCGUCUAGAUGGAAACCAAUUCAAUGCCCUGAAUGUACGCGCCAUUUCCCAACAAAGGAAAGGCUGACAAGCCACCGGAGGACGCAUACUGGUGAAAAACCGUUCUGCUGCUCCCAAUGCCACAAGCGCUUCUCUCAUUCAAAUAGUUAUCAAAGGCACCUUCGUAUGCACUCCGGUGAAAAACCCUUUGUGUGUCCUCUCUGUGGGAAGCGAUUUAAUGACUCUUCGAACCUUAGAACACAUGUUAGAAGACAUAAAGGAGAAAAGGUAGGAAAGACACAGGUCUCUGAGCCAUGCCCUCACUGUGGGAAGAGGCUGGCUUCUAAGGCAGGGUUAGAGACCCACCUGCGGAUCCACACUGG